Molecule: messenger RNA, 2231 nt
Organism: Blastomyces dermatitidis ER-3
Lineage: Eukaryota; Fungi; Ascomycota; Eurotiomycetes; Onygenales; Ajellomycetaceae
Exons: 4
Coding region: 1567-1995 (142 amino acids)
Source: RefSeq, a predicted model, not a curated record
AGGUGACGGGGAACGGAAAUUCGUUUCCUUCCGUUUUCCUCACUAUUACCUUUAUAUCUUUCUGGGGUGUGAUCGUGCUUGUUGGUGCUUUGGUGGUUUGAGGAACUGUGUAAGUUAGUUAACUAGUUGCUUGGCGGGAUUGGCACCACCGGCGGAACGACUUGGAGAACAUACUGCGUAUUGAAUCUGUAGAGAUUACUCUGUAACCUCCAAGGAGUUCAACUCGAAGAUUUGAACAAAAGGAUCCCGCAUUCUAGUGUGUCUACCUACAACAAGAGCCUAUAUCAGGUAGAUUUAUUCCAGAUAUAGAGGUUCAAUCAAUGUCGUGGUCAAUUAACUUAUCGGCGCAACCUCUGAGUUCAAAGUUAUACCCAUCCCAUCCAUGAUAAGGACCUGAGACGGCAACUAACUGGUAUAUACUAACUACAGAAAAGGUCAUAUCGCCGUGGACUAGCAGGACGAGAGCAUCAUCAAGCUAGCAGACGGUAUGCUAUCUCCUCAUCUGGAGGCAAUGGCACCUUGAGCGUCGUCAAUCUAAGCCGCCUUGACUUGACCAAUCGCUGGUCUAUAUUCAUUCUCCGGUUUUCCCGAGGUCUGAAAUUCGAAAGGCAGAAACAACCUGCAAAAAGUCUCUCGCCUCAACUCGAGUGAAUAGCCAAUGUUGGGGCUGCCAGCUGAACUCCCCGGACUCCCUCCCACAAUCCCUGAGAUUCAUUCUAUGCUCUCAUUCUUUUCUAAGCGUUUCAGUUUCAAUUCAUUUCUAUACCCGAGAUUGAAACUUAGAUUUUCUUGAGAGUCAUGUUCUGCCACAGGUAUCUAUCUCUCUAGCUACCAGGAGCAGUUGCGGAUGUAAGAUUUGAGCACGACAUGAUCUGAAUCAACUUCUGCAUUCUAGAACUGAACGGGGCCCGAGCUCCUGCAUCUACUUGAGCAGAAAGCUCCGGAUUCUUGAUCCUAACCCUGUCCCUUGCUCUCCCUUCAUGGCUUUGGCGGAGUACACCCCACUUUGAUAGGAUACCAGACAAUCCCGGGGGUAUUCUUGGGUGUGAUCGGUUACAAUCUGCUGAUAUAUCAUUGUGGCAAGGUGACGCCAGGUUGAACUCCGGAUCUCAUACCUCAACGUUAAGACCAUACGGCCAAUGAGAGUCACUUUUGACUGAAUGGCUAUUCAUCUUACGUACAUAUAUACCGACCAUGCACAGGUAGUUUAUCUAGCUUGCUAUAUAUGCAUCCGGAGAAUAUUCUUAUGCGCGGUAUAUGCGUUUCGUCAUGGGUUAGAGCGUCGCUUACAGAAGAAUACUCAGUCUAAAAAUGAGGACUAGCUGUGGAUUUCAUUUUAAUUUCGGAGAUUAACUCUAGUAAUCGAUGCUGGAGAUAUGGACAAUACAAGGGGAAUAGGAGUAUAAAGCUGUGAAGACUCCCUCUUGCUUUUGAGCUUUUCUUUCUUUCUCUCAAGGCAAUAGUUAGAGAUUAAGAUUCGGACGAUCCAGCCUCAUCAAACGUGCGUUUUGAAUAUACAUACCUACACACAAGCCUCUCAAACCUAACAGCUAUAAAACAUUCAAGAUGAAACUAUCCCUUGUCGGCCUUGUUGCUCUUCUAGCAGCCACUUCAACCGCUACACCCGUUGCUUCACCUGUUGAAGCAUCCAUUGACGCCGCAGCUGCGGGCUGGCGCUGUGAUUUCCGUGGCGGCGGUGGCCACGAUACGCUCAGACGGACUCAUAGCCAGUUCAAUAGGAAAUUUGGGAACCCGAGACUCAGGAUGGCGGGAAGGCAGUGCUAUGUCGUGAAAUGCUACGAUCACUAUUUCGGAGUUUGCAACAGCGCCGCGUAUGGUCAAACAGAGAAAUCCGGGGUACGAAAUGUUGCAAAGAAUGCCAGCCCCGGAUCGGGCUCAGCUUGUAAAUUCAAUUCAGGCGUGGGUCUGAAUUAUGUUUUCGGCCAUGUCAGGCACCUUAACCUGGGCGGCGGAAAUGAUAUCAGACACUGUUAAAUUGAUAUCAGACUGAUCACUUACCCGCUUGAAAUUCUCGCAAUGAGCACACACAGUCUUUACCUAUACACCUGUCACUUUCUUUUAUCUGUUAUUUAUUUUCGGGGCAUGUCAAGUACCUUAACCUGGGCGGGGGAAAUGAUAUCGGAAAUUGUUAAAUUGAUAUCAGACUGAUCACUUAGCCGUUGAAAUUCUCGCAAAUGAACAAAACAAACACAGACUUUUACCUCUAUGAU